Acomys russatus (golden spiny mouse) is the source of this 1458-nucleotide messenger RNA. RefSeq names its product tubulin alpha like 3 (gene Tubal3). Gene Ontology annotation, biological process: mitotic cell cycle; microtubule cytoskeleton organization. The record is from RefSeq and is a predicted model, not a curated record. Gene Ontology annotation, cellular component: cytoplasm; microtubule. Lineage: Eukaryota; Metazoa; Chordata; Mammalia; Rodentia; Muridae. Gene Ontology annotation, molecular function: structural constituent of cytoskeleton; GTP binding. The transcript has 4 exons. Bases 1 to 1413 code for a protein of 470 amino acids.
AUGAUUGGUGGGAAAUCUGAGUGCUUAUGCUAUGUAUGUUCCCAGGCUGUUCUAACCCACUGUGGCUUAUUCCAGAGGGAGUGUCUCUCCAUUCACAUUGGCCAAGCGGGUGUCCAGAUCGGGGAUGCCUGCUGGGAACUGUACUGCCUGGAACAUGGAAUCCGGCCAGAUGGCCUCAUUCUGGAUGGUCACCAUGAUCAUUUGGAAAAUGCUAAAACGGAACAUGGGAACACAUCUUCAGACACCUUCUUUCACGAGACAAGAGCCGGAAAGCAUGUGCCCAGAGCUCUGUUCAUGGACCUAGAACCAACUGUUAUAGAUGGGAUCCGUGUGGGGAAACAUCACUCACUCUUCCAUCCAGAGCAGCUUGUGAACGGGAAGGAAGAUGCUGCAAACAACUACGCACGAGGUCGCUACUCCACGGGCUCAGAGGCCAUCGAGCUUGUUCUAGAGAGGAUCCGAAAGCUGGCCGAGCAGUGCAGUGGACUUCAGGGAUUUUUGGUGUUCCGAAGCUUUGGAGGAGGCACAGGGUCGGGAUUUACAUCUCUCUUGGUGGAACGGCUCUCGGUAGAGUACGGCAAGAAGACAAAAUUGGAGUUCUCUGUCUACCCGUCUCCUAGGAUCUCCACUGCUGUAGUAGAACCGUACAACGCCGUCCUCACCACCCAUUCCACCAUGGAGCACGCAGACUGUACCUUCAUGGUGGACAAUGAGGCUGUGUACGACAUCUGCCAUCACAAACUUGGUGUUGACCGUCCUUCCUAUGCUAGUAUCAAUAGGUUGAUAGCCCAGGUGUUAUCUUCCAUUACUGCUUCGCUGCGUUUUGAAGGACCCUUGAAUGUGGACUUAAUUGAAUUCCAGACCAACCUAGUACCUUAUCCACGAAUACAUUUCCCCAUCACAACCUUUGCCCCCAUCAUCCCUGCUGACAAAGCUUACCAGGAGCAGCUCUCUGUGCCUGACAUCACUGCCUCUUGCUUUGAGUUCUCCAACCAGUUGGUCAAGUGUGAUCCUCGGCUUGGCAAGUACAUUGCUUGCUGCCUACUCUACAGAGGAGAUGUGGUCCCUAAGGAUGUGAAUGACGCAAUUGCAGCCAUGAAGUCGAGGACCUCUGUUCAGUUUGUUGACUGGUGUCCGACUGGUUUCAAGGUGGGCAUCAAUUAUCAGCCACCUACGGUGAUGCCAGGAGGGGACCUAGCCAGGGUCCAGCGGGCUGUGUGUAUGUUGAGCAACGCCACGGCAAUUGUGGAAGCCUGGGCCCGCCUGGACCACAAGUUUGACCUUAUGUUUGCCAAGAAGGCAUUUCUGCACUGGUACAUCACAGAAGGCAUGGAGAUAGGGGAGUUUAUAGAGGCCAGGGAAGACCUAGCUGCUCUGGAAAAAGAUUACGAGGAAGUGGGUCUGAGUUGCUGAUGUAAAGAUGACCAUGCAAAUGAAUGCUGAGCUAAAAUGGCAUGC